Cyprinus carpio (common carp) is the source of this 1460-nucleotide messenger RNA. RefSeq lists its product as uncharacterized. NCBI's taxonomy places the organism in Eukaryota, Metazoa, Chordata, Actinopteri, Cypriniformes, Cyprinidae. Gene Ontology annotation, biological process: central nervous system development; regulation of transcription by RNA polymerase II. Gene Ontology annotation, cellular component: nucleus. The record is from RefSeq and is a predicted model, not a curated record. Gene Ontology annotation, molecular function: DNA-binding transcription factor activity, RNA polymerase II-specific; RNA polymerase II cis-regulatory region sequence-specific DNA binding.
AAUAAAACACGAGGAACCAGAAACCGGGAGAAUAAAACACGAGGAACAAGGAGAGUUCAUUGAAGAUAACGAGGAGAAUGAAGAACUGUUUGAAGUUGAGGAGAAAAAUCAUGCUAAAACUGGAGAAAAACCCUUGAGUUGCUCUCAAACCAAACAGAACGAUUUAAAGAAAAGAAGAGCCAAUAAAUCUUUCACCUGCACUCAGUGUGGAAAGUGUUUCACAUUCAAACAUCAUCUUGUGCUUCACAUGAGAGUUCAUACUGGAGAGAAACCGUUCACUUGUGAUCAAUGCGGGAAGAGCUUCACACAGUUAUCAAGCCUUAAGGAUCACAUAAACAUCCACACUGGAGAGAAACCAUACAAGUGUACACACUGCGAGAAGAGAUUCAAUCGGUUAGGACACCUUAAAAUACACAAGAGGAUCCACACUGGAGAAAAACCGUACACAUGUGAUCAGUGUGGGAAGAGUUUCACAAUAAAAGGAAACCUUUCAGUACAUAUGAGAGUUCAUACUGGAGAGAAACCGUACACAUGUGAUCAAUGUGGAAAGAGUUUCACACGAUCAUCACACCUUAAGGAUCACAUGAACAUCCACACUGAAGAGAAACUGUACACGUGAUCAAUGCGGGAAAAUGUUUUUGAGAGCUUCAGACCUAAAGCAGCACAUGAAUUUAAAACAGCAUGAGAGGAUUCACUCUGGAGAAAAACCUUAUAAGUGUUCACAUCUUCAGAUCUAAUGCUGCCUUCUUACCAAAUGUGACACAAUAAUGCAUUAAGCAAUAACAGUGAAUAAAGUUCAUCUUCAAAACCAGCAGAUUCAACUGUGAUUCAGAUCAAUUCAAAGAUGGAGUUCCUCUUCAAAGAAUAAUGUCAAAUGUUUUAUUCUUGUAUGUAAUUUUGCUUUCUUAUAUUAUCCAGCACCCGGGGAGCAACUGGGGGUUCAGUGCCACUCAAGGGCACUUCAGCCAUGGGUAUUAAGGGUGGAAGAGAGCGCUGUUCAUUCACUCCCUCACACCUACAACUCCUGCCAGCACCGAGACUCGAACCUGCGACCUUUUGGUUACAAGUGCAACUCUCUAACCAUUAGUCCACAGCUGCCCACGUAUAUCAGUGGCUAGCGUUGUAUGGGUAUGCUAAGUGAUAAGACUUCCCAACUUUAUUAACUGUAAGCAACAAACAAAGGGAACAAUAUAAUGUAUGUUAUUAUUAAAAUUGUAUAUAGCCCAUGUUUUUGUAAACGUUAAUAAAACGUUUUGUAAAUGUUUUAUAAACUUUUUUUAAAGCAACAUAGUAUAAAUAAAAACAAAGUACCAUAUAGACGGCAUGCCAACAAUAACGGCGCCAUCUUAAAUCCAAAAUUCAUAAAUAAUUAUGAACAGAAGAUCAUAAAUUUGUUUUCUUCAUGUAGCCAGUGGUGUUAAUGGACAAGGGAAAACACUGGGGAUUUUAGCUAAAUUAUA